GAAUUAUUCAAAACCAACUUCCCAAACCCAACAACAAAAACAAAAAAACCCGUUUGCUUCACCGCGUUCAGUUUACCUUUUCCAAUUCCAACACUCGUCUCCUCUCAACUGUAAAGCAAAUUAAAAAAAAAAAAAAAAACCUCAUACAUCAUUCAUUCUUCAUACUAAAGCAAGCAUCAUUCCGAAAAAAAACCCAAAUAAUCCAAUCAACAAACCCACCGAUCAUCAAUUCAAUUAUGCCAAUUGAGAACAGCCUAUCCGACCCGUUUAACCAACCGGGUCUGGAUCUAACCGACUCGGAGCUCCGAGAAACCGCGUACGAGAUCUUCGUCGGCGCCUGCCGGAGCUCGGGCGGAGGCAGGCCGUUGACCUACGUGUCUCAGUCGUCGGGUAGGUCGUCUGACAAAACGUCGGCGUUGCCGUCGUUGCAGAGGUCGUUGACUUUGACCACUGCGAGUAAGGUGAAAAAGGCGUUGGGUAUGAAGGUUAAGAAGAAGAAGGAGAAGGAGUCCAAUGGGCCGGAGUUGAAUGGGCCGGCGACUGUGGGGGAGUUGAUGAGGGUCCAGAUGAGGAUCCCGGAGUUUGUUGAUUCUAGGGUGAGGCGUGCCUUGUUGAGGAUUGCUGCUGCUCAGCUUGGCAGGCGAAUCGAGUCGGUCGUUCUACCCGUAGAAUUUUUACAGCAACUUAAAUCUUCUGAUUUCCAAACACAACGAGAAUACGAGAUAUGGCAGAAAAGAAACUUGAAAGUACUCGAGGCCGGGCUGUUACUCCAUCCUAAACUACCUCUUGACAGAAAAGACCCGGCAGCUCAACAACUCCGGCAGUUCAUCCGUGGGGCCCGCGAAAAGCCUAUUGAGACCGGAAGACACAGUGAAGCGGUUCAAACUCUACGGAAAGUUACAAUGCAGCUUGCUUGUCGGUCAGUUGACGAUUAUGCCCCUGACACGUGUCACUGGGCAGAUGGGACCCCUUUGAAUCUUCGGCUCUACCAAGUUCUUCUCGAAGCUCUUUUUGACGUUGAAGAGCCAACGUCCAUGAUUGAAGAGGUCGAUGAGGUGUUGGAGCUCAUAAAAAAGACGUGGGGCAUUUUGGGAAUCGACCAGCGGUUCCAUAAUCUUUGUUUUUCGUGGGUUUUAUUUAACCAUUAUGUAUCCACGGGUCAAGUUGAGAAUGAUUUUCUUUUUGCUGCGGAUAACUUAUUGCUAGAAGUUAAAAAGGACGCAAAGUCAACUUUGGAUUCCGGAUAUUCCAAGGUUUUGUGUUUGACGAUGAACUCGAUGUUGGAAUGGGCCGAAAGAGGGCUUUUAGCUUACCAUGAGUCGUUUUACAGGGGUAAUAUUGACUUAAUGCAAAGUAUUCUCUCUCUUGGUUUGACUGCAGCCGUUAUAUUGGCCGAAGAAAAUCCUCACGAGAAUGGUAGAAGGAAGAUCGAUGAUGUUGCAAAUACCAACGUUGACAUUUAUAUCAGGUCAUCGAUGCGCAAGGCUUUUAGUCAGGAGAGUGAGAAAGUCCGCAUAAACCGGAAGUCAGCGAAAAGUCAACUAAACCAUCUUCCAGCACUAUGUAUGCUUGCGCAAGAUGUUACCGACUUGGCAUUUACCGAAAAGGAGAUUUACAGUCCAAUAUUACAAAAAUGGCAUCCUCUUGCGGUUGGUGUAGCGGUAGCAACUCUACAUUCUUGUUUUGGACAAGAGGUACAGAAGUUUGUUUCAGGGAUCAAAGAGUUGACUCCUGAUGUCAUACAAGUGUUGAUAGCAGCCGAUAAGUUGGAAAAAGAUUUGGUACAGAUGGCAGUGGAAGACUCGGUCAACAGUGAUGAUGGUGGAAAGUCGAUAAUUCAAGAGAUGACUCCUUAUGAAGCUGAAGCCGUGAUAGUAGAUUUGGUCAAAUCUUGGAUAAAGAUUCGAGUUGGUAGACUUGAAGAAUGGGUUGAUCGAAAUUUGCAGCAAGAGGUGUGGAACCCGAAAGCAAACAGAGAACGGUUUGCUCCUUCGGCGGUGGAGGUUCUAAGAACUAUUGAUGAAACUAUGGAAGCAUUCUUUUUGUUGCCAAUACCAAUGCAUCCUGAUUUACUUCCCGAAUUAAUGAGCAGUCUUGAUACAUGCCUUCGAGAUUACAUAUUAAAGGCAAAAGCCGGUUGUGGAUCUAGAAGUUCAUUCCUUCCAAUAUUGCCGCCUUUGACCCGAUGUAAAGGCGGGUCAAAACUCAACGGUGUAUUCAAGAAAAGAGACCGGUCACAAAUGCUUCAAAGGAGGAAAUCUCAACUGAACACCAUAGACGACAACGAUCCCUAUGAUAUACCACAGUUGUGUGUUCGCGCCAAUACUUUUCAUCACAUCAGAAAAGAUUUAGAACAAUUAGAAAAAAGGACGGUUGCCCACUUAAAAAGUAUCGGGAUUCGUGACGGUAUUAUAAACAGCUCAAGAAAAAACUUCGAGUUAUCUUUGGCUUCUUGUGUAGAAGCGAUUCAACAAGUAUGUGAGGCGGCUGCGUAUAAAAUCAUAUUUGAAGAGUUAAAGCAUGUAUUUUGGGACAAUUUAUACGUAGGAGACACUUCAUCUUCAAGAAUUGAGCCUUUUCUGCAAGAGCUAGAACAGAAUCUUGAAGUUGUAGCAGUAACGGUACAAGAUAACACAGUUCGAACGCGUUUGAUCACAAACAUAAUGAGAGCUUCAUUCGAAGGUUUUUCGUUGGUUUUGCUUGCUGGAGGGCCUUCUCGUAAUUUCACUCUAGAAGACUCAUCAAUUAUACAAGAAGAUUUUCGGUUUCUUAUGGAUUUGUUUUGGUCAAAUGGUGAUGGAUUACCUCGCGAAUUGAUAGAAAAACAUUCAGUCACUGUCAAAGGUGUGCUACCCCUUUUCUCCAUUGAUACUUGCAGCCUUAUUGAGCAAUUUAAAUCCAUAAUGUUGACUGAUGGUCAUGGUUCAUCCACCAAAUCAAGACUUCCUUUGCCUUCAACACCUGACCAGUGGGGCCCGAACGAACCAAACACGAUCUUGAGAGUGUUGUGUCAUCGUAACGACAAGGCAGCUACUACCUUCCUUAAGAAAAAUUACAAUCUGCCAAAGAAGCUUUGAGAUUAAUUGUGUUUAUGGUUAUAAGUUAUAACAUAAGUGUGUACAGAAUAUGAUCAAGUUCAUGACAUGGAGCGUUCUUCAAUGGUCCAUCCGAGAAUAGUGCCGAGUGGUUUUCGGGUUUAUUUAUUUUUGAUAAUUUUUUUGGUGCUUUUUUUCUGGAUUGGGUAUGUGAAGUGUUUGGGGUGAACCUAUGCGUAACUUUUUGCUAAUAUGUAUAGAAAUGAAAGGAAUAUAGUGAAUUUGUUUUUCUAAAGACACAUUUGAAGUUAUUUGAUCAUUAAUGAUUGAUGGUAAUUAUGCCUUUA
Helianthus annuus (common sunflower) is the source of this 3382-nucleotide messenger RNA. RefSeq names its product protein unc-13 homolog. The transcript is spliced from 4 exons. The record is from RefSeq and is a predicted model, not a curated record. Bases 237 to 3077 code for a protein of 946 amino acids. NCBI's taxonomy places the organism in Eukaryota, Viridiplantae, Streptophyta, Magnoliopsida, Asterales, Asteraceae.